Messenger RNA from Parastagonospora nodorum SN15, 385 nucleotides. RefSeq lists its product as hypothetical. The record is from RefSeq and is a predicted model, not a curated record. NCBI's taxonomy places the organism in Eukaryota, Fungi, Ascomycota, Dothideomycetes, Pleosporales, Phaeosphaeriaceae. The transcript has 3 exons. Bases 86 to 193 code for a protein of 35 amino acids.
CACAUCAAUCACACUUCAAGUCUUCAGACAAUCUUCAAACUUUCAUCUUUCGAAACUUUUUUUGCAACACAAAACAACCUUCAUCAUGCCUGGCUCAGACUGUGGAUGCAACUCUGCCGGAUCUUGCAAGUGCGGAUCCAACUGCACUUGUGGCAACACGUGCUCUUGCAACACUUGCCCUCACACUUCUUAAACGGGGCGACUUGAUAAGUUAACUUGAAAAUGACACGAUGAUGAUCAGACGAAAUCCAGAGAGGUGUUGCAUGGGGUUGCAUGGAUAAGGAGUUGAAUUUUGAUGUCAGUGGGACUUGUUGGCUUAUGAGAUGGAGUCAGGGGGAUGAUACCACUAUCGACCAGUUCACAAUGCAAUCAUUUAAUUCCAGAA